Messenger RNA from Chrysochloris asiatica (Cape golden mole), 3522 nucleotides. RefSeq names its product integrin, alpha L (antigen CD11A (p180), lymphocyte function-associated antigen 1; alpha polypeptide) (gene ITGAL). Gene Ontology annotation, cellular component: integrin complex; external side of plasma membrane. Gene Ontology annotation, molecular function: integrin binding. The record is from RefSeq and is a predicted model, not a curated record. The coding region runs from base 1 to 3522 and encodes 1173 amino acids. The transcript has 31 exons. Gene Ontology annotation, biological process: integrin-mediated signaling pathway; cell-matrix adhesion; cell-cell adhesion. Lineage: Eukaryota; Metazoa; Chordata; Mammalia; Afrosoricida; Chrysochloridae.
AUGAAGAAUUCUUACAUCAUCUUAAUGAAGCUGCUAUUGUCUGGACCCUUUCUCUUCGCUCCGACCUCAAGCUACAACCUGGAUGUGCUUCAUGUACAGAACUUCUCCUUCCAAGAUGCUGGGAGGCAUUUUGGGUACCGCGUCCUGCAGGUUGGAAACGGGGUUGUCGUAGGAGCUCCAGGUGAGGGGAGCAGCAUGGGGAACCUUUAUCAGUGCCAGUCAGACACUGGGCACUGCCUACCAGUCAGCCUGAGUGGUUUCAACUAUACUUCCAAAUACUUGGGAAUGACCUUGACAACUGACCUCACAAGUGGAAACCUUUUGGCCUGUGACCCUGGGCUGUCUCGGGUAUGUGACCAGAAUAUGUAUCUAAGUGGCCAGUGUUACCUCUUCCACCAGAAUUUGGAGAGCCCAGUGCUGCAAGGACGCCCUGGUUAUCAGGAAUGUAUAAAGGGCAAUGUAGACCUGGUCUUUCUGUUUGAUGGUUCAAUGAGCAUGCAGCAAGAUGAAUUUCAGAAAAUUGUGGACUUCAUGAAGGAAGUGAUGAAGAAACUCAGCAACUCUUCCUACCAGUUUGCUGCGGUUCAGUUUUCCACAACCUACAAAACGGAAUUUAGUUUCUUGGAUUAUGCUCAGCGAAAAGACCCCGACAUCCUGUUAGCCAACGUAAACCAUAUGCGCCAGUUGACCAACACCUUUGGUGCUAUCAAAUAUGUCAUGACAGAGGUGUUCCGGCAAGACCUGGGGGCCCGGCCAGAUGCCACUAAAGUGCUCAUCAUCAUCACAGAUGGGGAAGCCACUGACCAUGGCAACAUUGACAUGGCCAAAGAUGUCAUCCGCUACAUCAUUGGGAUUGGGAAGCAUUUUAAGACAAAGGAAAAUCAGGAAUCACUCCAUAAAUUUGCCUCAAAUCCUGUGGAGGAGUUUGUAAAGAUUCUGGACACAUUUGAGAAGCUUAAAAAUCUAUUCAAUGAGCUGCAAAAGAAGAUCUAUGUCAUUGAGGGCACAAGCAAACAGGACCUGACGUCCUUCAACAUGGAGCUAUCCUCCAGCGGAAUCAGUGCUGACCUCAGCUGGGGUCAUGGAGUCGUGGGAGCAGUUGGAGCCAAGGACUGGGCUGGGGGCUUUCUAAACCUGAAAGAAGACCUGUGGGGUGACACAUUUGUUGGGAAUCAACCACUGACACAGGAAGCAAGAGCAGGAUACUUGGGUUACUCCGUGACCUGGCUGCUCUCCCAGAGACACACAUUGCUGCUGGCAGCUGGAGCACCUCGGUAUCAACAUGUGGGGCGGGUGCUGCUGUUUCAGGAACCAAAGGACAGAGGAAACUGGACCCAGGUCCAGAAAAUAGAUGGGACCCAGAUUGGCUCUUAUUUUGGUGGAGAGUUGUGUGGUGUUGACAUGGACCAAGAUGGGGAGACAGAACUGCUGCUGAUUGGAGCCCCCCUGUUCUAUGGGGACCAGAGAGGAGGCCAGGUGUUUGUCUACCACAGAAAACAGCUGGAGUUCGAAGUGGUCUCAGAACUGCAGGGGGAUCCUGGCUAUCCCCUUGGGCGUUUCGGAGCAGCCAUCACUGCCCUGACAGACAUCAAUGGGGAUAAACUGAUGGACGUCGCUGUGGGAGCCCCACUGGAGGAUGAGGGGGUUCUGUAUAUCUUCAAUGGACGGCCUGAUGGGCUCAACCCCAGGCCGAGCCAGCGAAUAAAGGGAGCCCAAGUGUCCUCAGGAAUUCGGUGGUUUGGACGGUCCAUCCACGGAGUGAAGGACCUUGGAGGAGACGGUCUGGCAGAUGUGGCUGUGGGAGCUGAGGGUGGAGUGUUUGUACUGAGCUCCCGGCCUGUGGUAGAUGUCAUCACUUCGAUGAUCUUCUUUCCGGCUGAGAUUCCAGUCCACGAAGUAGAGUGCUCCUACUCAACCACUAACAGAAAGAAGGAAGGGGUGAACAUCACCAUUUGUUUCCAGGUCAAGUCUCUCCUUCCCCAGUUCCGAGGAAGCCUGGUUGCCAAUCUCACCUACACCCUGCAGCUGGAUGGCCACAGGACCAGAAGCCGAGGACUGUUCCCAGGAGGGAGACGUGAGCUUAGUGGAAACACAGCUGUCAGCCCCACCAAGUCCUGCUUUGCUUUCUGGUUUCAUUUCCCGGUAUGUAUUCAAGACCUCAUCUCUCCCAUCAAUGUCUCUCUAAAUUUCUCUCUUUGGGAAGAAGAAGAGACACCAAGGGGCCACAAGACGAGCAAGGACAUACAGCCCAUCCUGAGACCCUCCCCACAUUCUGAGACUAAGGAGGUCCCUUUUGAGAAGAACUGCGGUGAGGACAAGAAGUGUGAGGCAAACCUGGAGCUGUCUUUCUCUCAAACAAGGUCUGUGAUCCUGCGACUGACCCCCUCAGCCAGCUUCUCUGUGGAGCUAACACUGAGGAACAAUGAAGAAGAUGCCUACUGGGUCCAUCUGGGCCUGAGCUACCCCCGGGGACUCUCCUUCCGCAAAGUGGAGAUGCUCAAGCCCCACAGCCAGAUGCCUGUGAGCUGUGAGGAGCGUCCUGGGGAGUCCGCGCUUCAUACCAGUAUCCUCUCUUGCAAUGUGAGCUCUCCCAUCUUUAAGGCCGGCAGCUUGGUUGUUGUCAAGGUGAUGUUUCACACGCUGCUGAACAGCUCCUGGGGGGACUUUGUUAAGCUGCAUGCCAACGUGAGCUGUGAAAACGAGGACUCAGGCUUCCUGAAGGACAACACGGACACCACCAGAAUCUCAGUCUUGUACCCCAUCAAUAUUCUCAUUGAGGACCAGGAAAACUCCACACGCUACAUCAGUUUCACCCCCAAGGGUCCCAAGAUUCAGCAUGUCAAGCACAUCUAUAAGGUGAGGAUUCAGCCUUCUAUCCACAACCAUGACAUGCCCACCCUGGAGGCCUUGGUUGGGGUGCCACAGUCUCACAGCAAGGGUCCCAUCACGUACAGCUGGAGUGUGCAGACGGAGCCUCCUGUCAUGUGUCAUCAUGAGGUUCUGAAGAGGCUGCCCAGUGCCGCUGCUGAGCCCUGCCUCCCUGGAACCGAGUUCCACUGCCCGGGUAUCUUCAAACAGGAGACCCUCAUCCAAGUAACUGGAGAGUUCAAGCUCGUGGGAGAGAUUGAGGCCCCCUCCAUGUUCAGCCUCUGCACCUCCCUCUCCAUCUCCUUCAACAGCAGCAAACACUUCCACCUCUACGGCAGCAAUGCUUCCCUGGCCCAGGUCAUCAUGAAGGUUGAUGUUGUGUAUGAGAAGAACAUGCUCUAUCUCUAUGUGCUGAGUGGCAUCGGCGGACUCCUGUUGCUGCUGAUGAUUUUCAUAGUGCUCCACAAGAUUGGCUUCUUCAAACGGAAACUGAAGGAGAAAAUGGAAGCUGACACAAGUGCCCCAAAUGGAAUUCCUGAAGAAGGUUCUGAGAAGCCAGCAUCUCUGGAGGAGGCCAUGGACCCUGGCUGCCUGGAGCCCCUCCACAAGGAGGAGGCCCCGGAUGGAGAGACAAAGACUGAGGUCCAGGCCUGA